Molecule: messenger RNA, 1038 nt
Organism: Aspergillus mulundensis
Lineage: Eukaryota; Fungi; Ascomycota; Eurotiomycetes; Eurotiales; Aspergillaceae
Exons: 3
Coding region: 1-1038 (345 amino acids)
Source: RefSeq, a predicted model, not a curated record
AUGUCCACCACCACUACAACCAUCCAGGAAGCCGCCGCCGCGACCAACGAGUCCUUCACCAUCAAGGACCUGGUCGACUUCAGCGGCAAGACAUACGGCGACUGGCGAGAUGAGUUCCACAAGAACGGCUGCGUCGUGCUCAAGAAUGUCAUCUCCCCCGAGCGCGCCAAGUACUACUGCGACAAGCAGAUCGAGUGGCUCAAGAAGUUCGAGCUGGGCUUCGACGAGAACGAUGAGUCGACUUGGACGGCUGAACACCUCCCCGUCAGCUUCAAGGGCGGCAUGUACUUUGCGUACGGCUCAACGCAUGAGAAGAUGGCGUGGGAGGCGCGCACCGAGCCAGCGGUUAUCGAGAUCUUUGAGAAGCUGUGGGAGACGAAGGAGUUGCUUUGCUCGUUUGACGGCUCCAAUAUUUCUCUGCCCCGUCGCAAGGACCUGAACUGGAGCCCGUGGCCGCAUUGCGAUCAGAAUCCCGACCGGAAGGGCAUGCAAGCUGUCCAAGGCCUGCUGAACUUUGCCCCCAACGGCCCCAAGGACGGCGGGCUGAUGCUCAUGAAAGGCUCCGCAAAACUCUUCGACGAGUUCUUCGCCCAGAAGCGCGACGCCUAUGACCACGAGGACGCGCCACCCCCAGAGCUAAAGUACAUGGACCUCUUCCUCUUCCACGAAAAGGAUCUGAAGUGGUUCGAAGACCGCGGAUGCGAACUCGUCAAGAUCAACAUGGAGCCCGGUGACUUUGUCCUCUGGGACAGCCGGACGAUGCACUAUGCGUGCUUGCCCGAGGGAGACCAGAUUCGCCACGUCCAGUAUAUCUGCAUGACGCCGAGACGGUUUGCGACUGACAAGGCGCUAGAGCUCAAGAAGGUGUGCUUUGAGAACUAUAUGGGGACGACGCAUUGGCCGCAUUGCAACAUUCGUCCCGCGACUGAGAAGCCGAUGCGCAACGGCGAGGUCUGUCCAAAGUACCGCACAGAGCCGUUCGAGAAGCCUGUCCUUACGGAGAGAUUGUUGCAGUUGGCGGGGGUGAAGCCUUACUAG